Molecule: messenger RNA, 2950 nt
Organism: Caenorhabditis sp. 36 PRJEB53466
Lineage: Eukaryota; Metazoa; Nematoda; Chromadorea; Rhabditida; Rhabditidae
Source: the annotation of a GenBank genome assembly
AUGGAAGUGGACGACAGUGAGAACCGACCUAUGCCUGCUUUCAAACCAGCCAGCUCUGUCCCCAUGCCAGUUCUUCCUCAAGACGGAGAGGUUAUCCAUAUCGGAAGUGAACAAAGACGAACAAUAUUUGUCUUUUAGGUCUUCGUUGGACCCGGUGGCAAAAAAGAUGCGCAAAAAAUUGGACUUGGUUUGUCGAAAUUGAGCUCGAAGAGGAAGGAUGAUAUUCAGAUGGCGAAAAAGUACGCGAUGGACAUUUCUAUCAAGCAGAUUCUACUACGGCAGCAAAAGCAGCAACAAGAAAACGUAAAGUCUGAUACACUGAUAAUUAGUAACGCUUUUAUUUUUAGCAGCAAAAGCAGCAGAUGUACGCUCAGGCACUUUCCAUAAUGUCCAGAAUUUAUGUUGGAUCGAUUUCGUUCGAAAUCCGCGAAGAUAUGCUCAGAAAAGCGUUCGAACCAUUCGGUCCUAUUAAAUCGAUAAAUAUGAGUUGGGAUCCAACUACUGGAGUGAGACUUCACAUUUCCCAUAAAAUAAUUGUAAUACUAACUUUCAGCAUCACAAAACGUUCGCUUUCGUUGAGUACGAGAUUCCAGAAGCCGCUCUUCUUGCUCAGGAAUCGAUGAACGGCCAAAUGCUCGGAGGGCGCAAUCUGAAAGUGAACUCAAUGAUGUUCCAAGAAAUGAGACUGCCACAGAACAUGCCACAGGCACAGCCAAUCAUUGAUAUGGUGCAGAAAGACGCAAAGAAAUACUUCAGGUAGUAAAACUUAUUCUUGUUGAAGUCACAAUCGGAUGAUUUUCCAGAGUGUAUGUGGCCUCUGUUCAUCCAGAUUUGUCAGAAACUGAUUUGAAAAGUGUUUUCGAAGCGUUUGGAGAAGUGGUCAAGUGCCAACUGGCUCGCAGUCCGUCCGGACGUGGUCACCGCGGAUUCGGAUAUAUCGAAUUCAACAACCAGAACUCACAGGGCGAAGCGAUCGCGGGAAUGAACAUGUUCGAUCUCGGAGGACAGUUCUUAAGAGUACGUUGCUAAAUAGCACAUUUUCUGUUUUACGGAUCUGUUUAGUUUUUUUUUCUAACUUUCUUACAGAAUUCAGACACAAUCCGAAAUGACCGGGAAGGUAUCAGUAGUCAAUCAGCAUUCUUUCAGGUCGGCAAAUGUGUGACACCUCCAGACGCGCUCUCCUAUCUUCAACCGACGGCCGUCAAUGCGAUUCCAGCGAGUGUCUCCGUGGCGUGUGCUGCAAUCACUGCCAAAGUGAUGGCUGCAGAGGCAGCGGCGGCCGGUUCCUCACCGGUAGGUGCUCUCCUCUUCCCCAACUCGCCGAGAUAAAAAAUUAUAUAAUUAUUUUGUUUUAUUCGACAUUACAAUGAUCUUUCCUGUCACGUUUGACCCAAAUAAACCAUUUUAUUGUCAAAUAUUGUACGUGCAAGGAAAAGAGUGGGAACGGAGGUUUUGCCAAGUUAGCUUAGACUGGUCUUUAAAUGUUUUGAAUUUCUCUACACUUUCUAUCCGAAUAUCACGUGCAACUGCGACAUUAAAAUGGUUUUUGGGCUUCAGUGAUUACAGAUUCAUCUGUUUUUUUUCAGAAAACGCCUUCUGAAACUGGCUCGAGAGGGGCCAGUCCUGCUCCCCAGUCCCGUUCGCCUUCCUCUUCGCUUCCGACUGAUAUCGACUCCAAACUGAACGUCCACUCUCCGAAAAGAGAAACGGUAAUAUCGAAAAACAAUUAAGAAACGGUUCAUUGCAUUGUUUACAGGUGGAAACGAAUACAAUUGCUCCGCUUCCCCCGACACCAGCUAUUGAAGCCGUCAAGGAAGAGCCAAUGGAAAUCGAAGAGGAAGAGGAAGUCAAACCGAAGCCGGCAGUUGUGGUGUCCGCCCCCGGUCUGACAGUGCCCAGUCUCGUAGCUCCGCCCGGAUUAAUCGCUCCUCCCAGCAUCGGAAUAGUCGUUCCGAAACCAUCAUUCAUUGUUCCAAAAGUCGAGGAAACUGUGCCGAUGGACGAAGAAGAAGACGACGACGAAAUAGCAGAGAGCAGACACGGAGCUCCUGCAGGAAGAAUCAAGCUGUCGACUUCGCAGAGAAAGAAGUUAAAAAGAGAUAAAUUGAAUCAGAUGACGUUCGAAGAGAAAAUGGCACAGGUGUUGAAUCAGCAAAAGGCUGUUCAGAAUCAAAGAAUGGCAGAUCCGGUCACAUUUGGAGCACUUGAAGAUCAUCUCGGUUGGAAGGAUCCGAGGAGUGAAGAUCAGACGGACGAGAGCAAGAUGCUCGCGAUCAUGGGACCCGGUAGGGGAGGAGACAACGUGGCAAGCAUGGCUCUCGCUCUGAUGGACGGAGGAGGAGCACUUAUGCUGGCCAAUAGCAUUAAAAAAAAGGAUGCGGCUGCGGCGGCAGCUGCAGAACCGAAACGAAAGCAGAAGAAAGUGAAAGAGGGAAAAAAGAUCCAGCCAAAGGUGAGUGAGUGAUCAGAAAUCCUUAUUUUAUCGGGUUUUCAGUUGAAUACCGCUCAAGCACUUGCCGCAGCUGCAAAGGCGGGAGAGAUGUCGGAUGCGCUCAAAAACGAAGUUAUGAACAGUGAGGACGCAUCCCUAGCUUCGCAGGAAGGCCUCGAAAUCCGCGGAAACGACGCUCGUCACCUUCUGAUGACAAAAUUGAUGCGGACGAACCGUUCUUGUGUCCUCGUCCUCCGUAAUAUGGUCAAACCAGAAGACAUUGAUGAAUACCUGGAAAGCGAAAUUAAGGAGGAAUGCAGCAAAUUCGGCAACGUUCACAACGUCAUUAUCGCCAAUUUUGCUGCGAGCGGACUCGUGAAGAUCUUUGUCAAAUUCGCAGAUUCGCUACAAGUGGACAGAGCGAAGGCAGCUCUCGACGGGCGUUUCUUCGGAGGAAACACUGUUAAAGCGGAGGCGUACGAUCAGAUACUCUUCGAUCAUGCCGACUAUACUGGAUGA